UUGGUUUAUAGAACAAGAAAAGGAGAGUCGAAUGAUACUCGCUUUCAGAGAGCAUCGUACCGACGGGCCAGUGUUCUUGAUCGUGAUGUUUUCCUCUGGUUAAAUUUGCGCUCGGAACAAAUUGUAUUCACAACGGGUGAAGAAGAAGAGUAUAGAAAGAGAAGGGAGCGUGAAAUGUGCCAGACUGAGCAGAAACGAUGGAGGUGCGACAAGGGCAUGACAGGACACAGCGUUGGUGCGAUUGCAGAUCAACUCCAGGACAUAAUCUACCGUCAGUACCGUAUUCAAUUGGCUUCCAGUGGAACUGAAGUAUCUCGUCAGCCACCUUCUGGUCUAGAUGGCGAUCACAAUGGUGCCUUCGCGUAA
Molecule: messenger RNA, 366 nt
Organism: Cooperia oncophora
Lineage: Eukaryota; Metazoa; Nematoda; Chromadorea; Rhabditida; Trichostrongylidae
Source: the annotation of a GenBank genome assembly